CGGGGGGGGGGGCCUGAGGGGGGGGGGUGUGUGUGUCUGUGGGGAGAAGGGAGGGGGCCGGGCCGGGCGGCCAUUACGCGCAGCGGGAGCAGGGCCUCGCGUCCCGGUUGUUGCCACCGUUAAGGCCGGCCCCGGGGCUUCGCGGGGCCUCAGCGCGGUGGGGCUCGGCCCGGCUCCCCCCCCGCCCUCCUCCGCCCCGCCCCGGCGGGGAGCGCCGGCGCCAUGGAGGAGAAAGGUUUCGCCAAGGAGCUGGAUCAGUGGAUCGAGCAGCUGAACGAGUGCCGGCAGCUGAGCGAGAGCCAGGUCCGCAGCCUCUGCGAGAAGGCUAAGGAAAUCCUUACGAAAGAAUCAAAUGUACAAGAGGUACGUUGCCCCGUCACUGUCUGUGGGGAUGUCCACGGUCAAUUCCACGACCUUAUGGAACUCUUUAGAAUUGGUGGAAAAUCACCAGACACAAAUUACCUGUUCAUGGGAGACUACGUGGACAGAGGCUAUUACUCGGUGGAAACGGUGACUCUUCUAGUAGCGUUGAAGGUGCGUUACCCAGAACGCAUUACAAUACUGAGGGGCAAUCAUGAAAGCAGACAAAUUACACAAGUGUAUGGCUUUUAUGACGAAUGUCUGCGAAAGUAUGGCAACGCCAAUGUCUGGAAGUAUUUCACAGAUCUGUUUGAUUAUCUUCCGCUUACAGCUCUAGUAGAUGGCCAGAUAUUCUGUCUCCACGGUGGCCUCUCUCCAUCCAUAGAUACACUGGAUCAUAUCAGGGCUCUGGACCGCCUGCAGGAAGUUCCACAUGAGGGUCCUAUGUGUGAUCUGUUAUGGUCGGAUCCAGAUGAUCGUGGUGGCUGGGGUAUAUCUCCACGUGGUGCUGGCUACACGUUUGGGCAAGAUAUUUCUGAAACAUUUAACCAUGCCAAUGGUCUCACACUGGUCUCCCGUGCUCACCAACUUGUCAUGGAGGGUUAUAAUUGGUGCCACGACCGAAAUGUGGUUACCAUUUUCAGUGCGCCCAAUUACUGUUACCGUUGUGGGAACCAGGCUGCUAUCAUGGAACUAGAUGACACUUUAAAAUAUUCCUUCCUCCAGUUUGACCCAGCACCUCGUCGUGGAGAGCCUCAUGUUACCCGUCGUACCCCAGACUACUUCCUAUAAACCUCUCCUAACCUUUGUAGAAGGAAGUACACCUGGCGUUUUAAAGAGCAACAAUAUUUACACGUUUCUGUAAGAAAUCAGGGUUCGUCUCAACUUUAAAAUCCCCAUCAUGGACCAAAAUGUGCCAUACAGAGGACAAAGAGCGUUCAGCACAACUUGAGACUGAAUUCCUUACAACACUAUAUAUAUAUAAAUAUGUAUCUCCUAUACCCAUCAGUCCAACGGUCAGUUUGCCUGCUGUAUUUGUAGUCAUUGUUUUUCUUCUGGACUGUUCAGAGAGGAAAAGGUAACUCUAAUAACACUUCCAUCUCCUUUGAUGCUUCUUUGUAAAUUUUUAGUUCUAGUGUUCAACUGGCAUGAAGUAGGGUUUAUUUCCGAGGGAAAUGCACACCGCUCUUUUAUUUUAUUGAAAGACCGAUCGACUUAACUGGAGAGAGGAGGCAAUUCCUGCUUGGGAGUACGUUGUCAUAACACGGAUAAAAAGCGUUCCCUUGUUAGCCCGGUUCCCCCAUCUGUGUUGGUCCCGCAUAUGAUUUUUUUUUUAUUUGUUUGUUUGUUUGUUUGUUUUCCUUUUCUUCCGUUCUUUUCCCUCUCCCCUCUGUAUAUUUGUCCUGGAAGUGCUUGCAAACCCUCCUCGCUGUACCCGAACCAAUAAACUCGCCAUGGUCAGCCCCAA
This is a messenger RNA of Tyto alba (common barn owl), 1828 nucleotides long. It is a transcript of the gene PPP2CB, whose product is annotated as protein phosphatase 2 catalytic subunit beta. Gene Ontology annotation, cellular component: cytosol. Gene Ontology annotation, biological process: peptidyl-serine dephosphorylation; mitotic cell cycle. Gene Ontology annotation, molecular function: protein serine/threonine phosphatase activity. Bases 223 to 1152 code for a protein of 309 amino acids. The record is from RefSeq and is a predicted model, not a curated record. The transcript has 7 exons. Lineage: Eukaryota; Metazoa; Chordata; Aves; Strigiformes; Tytonidae.